Molecule: messenger RNA, 1469 nt
Organism: Thecamonas trahens ATCC 50062
Lineage: Eukaryota; Apusomonadida; Apusomonadidae
Product: CHY zinc finger domain-containing protein
Exons: 2
Coding region: 12-1445 (477 amino acids)
Biological process (GO): protein ubiquitination; ubiquitin-dependent protein catabolic process
Cellular component (GO): nucleus
Molecular function (GO): ubiquitin protein ligase activity; zinc ion binding
Source: RefSeq, a predicted model, not a curated record
GACUCGACACCAUGAGCUCAGGCGAAGAGGAUGCCCAGUCGGUGCUUCGGAAGAAGGUUCUGGCCAUCCAGCGGGACGCGAGUUUGAGCCCUGCGGAAAAGUCUCGCAAGAUCCAGGACAUCAUGAUGGCCAAGUGGAGGAGCGGAAAUGCUGGAGCAAGUCAGGCGACUAGCGAUGAGUGCGACGACAAGGCCAAGAGUUGGUACUCGCCACCGAGCGAGACUGGCGAUGACGAGGGGAUUCUGGGGUGCAAGCACUAUCCACGCAAGUGCAAGCUCUGGGCUGAGUGCUGCUCCAAGUUUGUGACAUGUCGGCUGUGCCACGAUGAGGAGACCGGCGAUCCCGACCAUGUGCUGGAUCGGUUUUCGGUGAGCAAGAUCCUGUGCAUGGAGUGCGGGACCGAGCAGGCACCGGCGACCAACUGUGCUAAUUGCAACAUCGCGUUUGCCUCGUACACCUGCCUCAAAUGCAACUUGUUUGACGGCAACCCGAACAAGUCGAUCUACCACUGCGACAAGUGCGGGCUCUGCCGGGUCGGCGAGGGCCUCGGCAUCGACUUUUGGCACUGUGACACGUGCCAGAUGUGCCUCUCGAUCGAUCUGGAGAACCACAUCUGCAUCGAGAAGAACAUCAUGUCCAACUGCCCGGUCUGCCGCGACUACAUGUUCACGUCGACCGAGUCGAUCCAGAUCCUGCCGCGCUGCGGCCACUGCAUGCACGAGUCGUGCUUCCGGGAGUACGUUGAGUCCUCGCUCGUUUGCCCGCUCUGCUCCAAGACCAUCUACGACAUGACCGAGCAGUGGCGCCGUCUCGACAACCUCAUGGCGCUCUCGCCCAUGCCCGAGGACUACGCCGAGUCGGUCGCACAUCUCCUCUGCAACGACUGCUCCGGUCGCUGCCAGGUGCCGUUCAACUUUCGCGGCCACAAGUGCAGCCACUGUGGCUCGUACAACACCCGUGCUGUUCAUGUGGACCAUCCCGAGCACAUCACCGCCGCCCGCCUCGGCGGCGCUAUCCCAUCUGCUGCUGAGCGCCAGGCAGCAGCAGCUGCCGCCUCCGCCGCCGCCGAUGACGACGCCUCGGCUUCAGCCUCGGCCUCAGAGGAGUCGGUCACUGGCGAUCAGGACGUGCCCGUUGUCAUCGACAUGGAUGUCGGCGAGUCGCCGUCUGGCACCACCACCGCCGUCUUUGUCGACGCAAGCACCUACGAGGCCAACCAAAUCGGCACCGAGCCUUCGGUCUCUCCGCAGCACCCACCAGCCGUCGUCGACGAACCGGAGCCGGUUGCCAUGCUCAUCACCCCGACCGCCCUCGAUGUCACCGCCGAGUACGGCCACACCGGGCCGGGCAUGUCGCCAUCAAGCAGUGUGCCUGAGAACGGCAGCGCUGGUGGCAACGGCGACGACGACGACAAUGAGGUCUGGAAUGUCAUGGCCUCGCCGUAAACUAUAAAGCCGUGUUGGCCCGCC